AUGUUCUCCCUCGACAAUGUGCACGACGGCGAGGUCGUUUAUCAGCGCUGUGUCCUCGUCACCGGACGAUGUGAAGCCAGCCAGAAGCGCGGUGCCCAUGUGCGCAUCGAGACCAAAGAUGAUGCAGGUGCUGAUCUAUUCCCUGAGCAGCAAUGGCCAAUGUGCCUUGGCUGGUUCAAGGCGCUGCUCAUCUUGACUCCAGGAGAAAAUAUCGUCACCAUCACAUCUGGACAGGAUGGCUCUCACAAAAAGAGUUUCCGUCUGCAAUAUGUCCCACUUCUCCAGGCGCCACCCUUGCAUCUGGCCAUCAUGGUAGCCAAAGACUCACCAUUGGCGAUUGAUUGUCCGCCACGCAAGUACAGUGGCCUCUCAAGUGCCCAUUCCAGCCUUGAAGCCGCCAUCGCCAAGCUCCGCGUUACCGCAUACAUGUGGCAGGCCCUGACAGCCGAAGAGCUGCGCAAGAACGGUCUCGGUCGACGAUCGUUCCGCCUGGAGGAAGAAUGGGCCGCUGACAGCCUGAGCCACUCCUUUUCACACGAUUUGAGAAUGCAGUCCACCGCCAAGAUCCACUUGAUCCGAGCAGACAAGACUGUUGCUGAGCUUCGCGAUGCGCAGGUUGCCCAGCAGAAUUCCGGUGGGAGGCGCAGAGACGAUCUGCACAAGAUUUUCAGCGAAGCGCUGUUGGCACACGGGGGACCAUUUGUCUCCGAGGCAAGGCCGGUCGUCGCCGGCCUGGUCUUAGACUCGCACUACGACGCGGAGAGCAAGUUGAUUCUCGCCCAUGCAGCUCUGGGUGCACACAAUCCCAACGGCCUCUCCCUUGGCAUAUUCGGCAGCCACCUGACGUACUCGUGGCCGCGGUUCAUGGAGGAGGUUCCCGACUGUCUGCUGGACGAAGCAGCACCCGGCGACCGGGUCGGAAACGACAAUGGCGAGUGCGUCUCCAUGUGGGAAGCCUGCUCCGUUGGCCAGGGGGCGUUCCUGCACGAGGUCGGCCACGCGUUCUCGGCGCCGCAUACAUCAGGCAUCAUGGCCAGGGGCUACCCUAAGAAUUGGCCCAAAUGCUUCCUGGCAAAGACCGCAUAUUGCACGCAUACCAGGACCGAGGGUAUCGAGCCCGUCACGCCGUCCACGGAGAACGACUGCCGGUGGGACAUCCGCGAUCUGCUUCGCUUCGUGAACCUGCCGCACUUCAGACAGCCUUCAGAUUCACCGCGGGACGACAAGCCUCCCAGCUUCGAGGUGCGCGACGACGAGGAAUUCAGUCGCGUUGUCAUCACCUGCGAGGCAGGAAUCGCGCAGGUGCUGAUCGAUGGGAAGGUCGAAGCUGGCGCCACUCUAGCUAGUCCCCAGACGUCCCUCCAGUUCACGCUGGACGAGCUCGAGACCCGCUUCGACCUGCUCAAGCCGCUCGAGAUCGAGGUGCUGGCCAUGAACGGCAAGCACCAGACGGCCGACCUGUCCCGGCUGUUCUCCAACAAGUCGUCGAUCCGCGUGCCGGGGACCAGCAUCCGGCUGCAGAAGCAGAGCGUCAGCAGCGGCGAGCCGCAGAAGGACGACUGGCAGUGGGCCGUGAUGCUGAAGAAGCGCGGCCGCCAGGACGAGCUCGUGCCCGCGCACAAGAUCGACCUCAGGGUCGGCUGUGGGCUCGACGGCGCGGUGGUGUACUACAAGGACGGCACGCGGGUGCCUUGUGGCCCGCGCGGAAAGAAUGGGAACGAUCCCGGGAUGGGUGGCCACCAGGCGCGCAAGAUUGCGAUUCCGAAGCGUGUGGAUGUCGUCAAGGUCGCUGUGACGAAGGGAAGUGGCUGGGGCUUACAGGGUUUGAGAAUGUGGCUGUCUAAUGGCAAGGCUAUGGGAGCCUUGAACAAGGACUAUGACGGGACUGUCGAAACUCUUGUUCCGGGACCCAACCAGAAGAUUAUUGGAUUCUAUGGCACAAGUGGCCAAUACGGAAUGUGCAACGAGUUCGGCAUCGUGACAGGUCCAGCAGAUCAGCAAAUCCCCGACAUAGUCUACGACAUGCCAGAGCUACAGAACAACCCUGAUGGUGGUUCUCGACGGCCGACCAAGCGGCGACGCAUUGAUCAACACCAGUCCGAUACUGAGGAUGACGAGACGGAGACGUCCGAGGAUGAGGACGAGGGAUAUGAUCACGAGAUCGAAGAUGAGGACGAGGAUGAAUGA
This is a messenger RNA of Diaporthe citri, 2187 nucleotides long. RefSeq lists its product as uncharacterized. The transcript is spliced from 4 exons. Gene Ontology annotation, cellular component: cytoplasm. The record is from RefSeq and is a predicted model, not a curated record. Bases 1 to 2187 code for a protein of 728 amino acids. NCBI's taxonomy places the organism in Eukaryota, Fungi, Ascomycota, Sordariomycetes, Diaporthales, Diaporthaceae.